Pseudomassariella vexata is the source of this 355-nucleotide messenger RNA. RefSeq lists its product as uncharacterized. Bases 6 to 176 code for a protein of 56 amino acids. The transcript has a single exon. NCBI's taxonomy places the organism in Eukaryota, Fungi, Ascomycota, Sordariomycetes, Amphisphaeriales, Pseudomassariaceae. The record is from RefSeq and is a predicted model, not a curated record.
GAGGGAUGUAUCAUAUCACCGUAUUUUCCCUUCCACUCAAUCUGUAUUGCGCGCGGUGCUUCGCCUUGACUCUAACCAUCCUGAUGGGCAAGUCCUUCUUAAUGGGUUUCAUAAACGUCUUCAACCGCAUUUGCACUCUACUCGUUACCACGCUGUUUCUCAUCAACUUGAUCUGAACUUGGAAACAUUCUUCAAGUCCUACUCAGCGUUGCACAUACUUAUACAGGUACCUUUCAGGUUGAGGACCUCCUAUUCCGAACAUCCAUUAGGCGCGUCUACUGAGUAAGACAACACGUCUGACGUUGCCUGGUCUAGCAUAUUCAAAUUGACGUACCGCGAAAUUUCUCUCACAGGA